Molecule: messenger RNA, 1731 nt
Organism: Lodderomyces jiufengensis
Lineage: Eukaryota; Fungi; Ascomycota; Pichiomycetes; Serinales; Debaryomycetaceae
Exons: 1
Coding region: 1-1731 (576 amino acids)
Source: RefSeq, a predicted model, not a curated record
AUGGAAUCAUCAAAAAUACUUAAAAAAGAUGAAGAUAAACUUACUGAUAUAGAUACAAAUUAUGAAAAAUUAACUGAAAAAGAAUUGAAUCGAAAAAGCUCACCUGAACUAACUCAAGGCAGGAAAAUACAAAAUGAACCAUCAACUAAUGCAUUAAAGUCACCGUAUAAAGAAUACCAAAAACCAAGUCAGUAUCCGCUGCAUCAAUCUACAUCUAUUCCAUCAUUAUCAAUGUUAAAUGAAUCAAUUCAAAGAUCAUCUGCUAUGCCUAGUGCUCCAACUUCGCCACAAAAACAGCCUCAACAUAUAACUGAUCCGGGUUUAUUAGUAUUACUAGGGCCUAAUAUAACAUCAUUUCCAUUUUCAGAGGUAGCAUAUAUAGAAACUAUGAAAUUUAAGUCAGAACAAGAACGUACAAAACAAGAGUUUUAUAGAGCUGAAACAGCUAAUAAAAAUUUGAAUAUUUUACAUACAGCAUUACAAGCUCAAAUUCCUCCCAAUAUGAUACCUCAAUUUAUAAAUGCUGUUGGAAGUGGUAGUUUUCAGGCAGGUUUCAAUGAGAAUGAAAUGAUUUUACAAUCAAUUAGAUUACAACAGCAACAACAGCAACAACAACAACAACAACAACAACAACAACAACAACAGCAACAGCAUCCACAACAACAACAACAACAGCAGCAGCAGCCUCAACAACAAUCACUACAACAACCGUAUCAAGCGUCACAGCCAUUCUUGCAACAACAACAACUACAGCCACAAAAGCAGCAACAAGGGGGUAUUUUGCAGAAUCCACAGCAUGCACAAUUUAUUGAUAAUAAUCAAAAACGUAUGCAACAAGAGUAUCAAGAACAGAUAUCAAGACAACAGCAACAACAACAAACACCUUCUCAAAAUCAAAAAAGUUCCAAACCAUUUGGAUUAAUUAAUCAAGAUUUAUUAAAUGCCAAUCCCAAUCCGGCUAUAGGAUACAAAUUUGGAUCUUCAUUUACUACAUCACAAAAAAGACCUUUGUCGCCUGCAAAAAUAGGAGCUGCGGCAGUAGCGAAUCUAGCAUCUCCAACAACACCAUUCAGAGCACCAGCUUCAACCUCAUCAUCUACAACAACCAAUAAAAGAUCAACUAGAGGUCAUCAACGGCAUUAUUCCAUGCCAACAGAGUCAAGCUUAUUGGGGAGAAGUAAAUUGAGAAGAGAAUCAACAGAUCAAUCUGAAAGUGCUAGAACUUCAAAUCAAAUACUUCAGUCUCCAUUAGGUGCAACAUCAACAAUUCAAGUCAAUCCAAUUCCAGCUCAACCAUUACAUAAACAAAAUAAACUGCAAGUUCAACCACUGCAAGAGUCAAUGCAAUCUUUCCAACAUGUUAUACAAUUUCAUCAUUGGCAACCAGAAACUGGAAUUCAGAGUAAUACUAGUAAUGCAUCUCCAUCUCACAAACGUCAUAAGUCAAUGUCAAGAGAAGAAAGUAUAUCCUCAGUCAAUGCUACUCCAAAACCAACAAGCUCUGCGAAACAUGGAAUUCAACAACAGCCAACCAUAAAAAUUGAAAAACAACCUCAACAACAGGAAGUUGAAGAGGAUCAUGAUUCAUCAAUGGAUAUGGAUAAUUCUUCAACUAAUAUUGAUGCAUCAAAAGAGACAGAUCAACUGGCUCAUCCACCAUCUCAAUCUCAUUCACGUCAACGUUCAGAUGUUGGAAGAUACCCUCAUAACAUAUUAUCAUCAAAUAAAUAG